Messenger RNA from Sceloporus undulatus (fence lizard), 1708 nucleotides. RefSeq names its product stress associated endoplasmic reticulum protein 1 (gene SERP1). Gene Ontology annotation, biological process: endoplasmic reticulum unfolded protein response. The record is from RefSeq and is a predicted model, not a curated record. The coding region runs from base 176 to 376 and encodes 66 amino acids. The transcript has 3 exons. Gene Ontology annotation, cellular component: endoplasmic reticulum. Lineage: Eukaryota; Metazoa; Chordata; Lepidosauria; Squamata; Phrynosomatidae.
UCCGCGACGCGCGCUUCCGGAGGGCGUGGCCCGAGGCGGUGAGGGCCGUUGCUGCUGCUGCUGCCUACGCGGCGCCUUGCCCCAGGAGCCGCUGUUUUCCUUCCUUCCUCGGAGGAGGAGGAGCUCGCUCUCUCUCUGUCUCUCGCUCCGUCGGUUGGAGGCUGAGGCGGCGAAGAUGGUGGCCAAGCAGCGGAUCCGGAUGGCCAACGAGAAGCACAGCAAGAACAUCACGCAGCGCGGGAACGUGGCCAAGACCUCGAGAAACGCCCCUGAGGAGAAGGCAUCAGUGGGGCCCUGGCUGUUGGCCUUGUUCAUCUUUGUGGUGUGCGGAUCGGCUAUCUUCCAGAUUAUUCAAAGUAUCAGGAUGGGAAUGUGAAGGAGCCGGUCUUUGUACAAGAUGGUUUCAUUUCUCCUGUGAACUAUAAACUCUCAUUCCUGAUGUUUGAUAACUUGGAAUUUAAAUUUGCUGUCGUCUCGCUUCUGAAGAACUUUCCAUGUUGACCAUAUGUCAUUCCAGGUUCCUUCACAAGUCAUUCCAAGUUUUCUAGUCCAUGCCACAGUGCCUUGAGAAAGCACCACAUGUAUAAAGCAAUAAAAAAACUAUUGUUAACUUACAAUCGUGGACCUACUUAUUCUGUGAAUCAAACUCAUGCUUUCUGUUGAGAUUUUAAGUGUAAGCAGUGUAGAUACUUAGUGGUCACAUCAUAUGUAAACACUGAUCUUUGUUAAUCUUCUGUAUAAAUGGAAGUGAUUUUAUUUAAAAUUAAGACAUUAAGCUUAUCAGAUAGUGACUGUAUGACUAGUUUCAAGCACACUCAUGCAAUUCAGUUAACAGAUGUGUGCUGUGGCUUUUGUUUAUCUAAAAAGAACAUCUUAUGUAUGUGUAGCUUAGUUUUAUUGUAGCAUGUGGCAACCAUUAAAUAAUUCUGAUAGAAGACUUCAUUCAAUGCUUCUUGGGAGAUUGUUUUAUAAAACAAAGUAAUGUAAAACCAAUGGCUUAAUAGAGUAUAUAAGGGAGCAGAAUCCUUCAGUCUUAAUGUGCCAGAAGAUUCACAAAAUGCUUAGUUGUUGUAUUGUAUUUGAGUGUCAGUGAUUCAUAUGCCAUCGUUCCUUUGGGCAGGAUGGGUAAUGGGAGCAACUAAAAUUAAAGAUAUGUUAAAGAUGCAAAAAAAAUCAUCUGGUGAUUUGUUCCAUAAUAUUGUAGUGUUCAAGGUAACUCAUUCAAGAGCACUAACAUGCAUGCAGCCUGAAUAGCACUCUGCUUUUGCUGAACAAGUUAGUUAAACAUACUGCUGAAUCCAAAUUUUUAUAUUGCUGUGACUUGAGCCAUUUUUUUUGUUACUCAAUAGCAUGUUAAUUUUAAAGAAGUCUUCAGCAGAAUGGUGUAAAAGAAAGUGGAUUACAUUUUCACAGGGUAGUAGACUCAUAAUUGAAAUGUCUUGGCCACUUCUAACCUGCUUGUUACAUAGCAUAGAAUGAUGUGAAGUUUGGCACUCUUCAGGAAAUGCCUUAUAAACAGGUAGUUGGACCAUAAAUAAACUAAAGGGCUGAGUGAAAAAUUGACUAGCUAAGUGACUGAUUUUGCAGGGCUGUACGAUAGAUGACUGGAAGGCUAUGUUUUUACCAUUAGCUGUCAGUACAUUCUGUAAAUGGGAAUUGCUUGUUUGUAAUCCAAGAACUAUUUCCAAUAAAUUACUUUAAAAUCUGA